This is a messenger RNA of Cajanus cajan (pigeon pea), 1422 nucleotides long. It is a transcript of the gene HSFB3, whose product is annotated as heat shock transcription factor B3. NCBI's taxonomy places the organism in Eukaryota, Viridiplantae, Streptophyta, Magnoliopsida, Fabales, Fabaceae. Gene Ontology annotation, biological process: regulation of transcription by RNA polymerase II. Gene Ontology annotation, molecular function: RNA polymerase II cis-regulatory region sequence-specific DNA binding; DNA-binding transcription factor activity. The record is from RefSeq and is a predicted model, not a curated record. Gene Ontology annotation, cellular component: nucleus.
GCAAUGUUCAUCUUCUCUCCGAUCUUCCAUUCAACAUUUUAACAACGCCUUUUAUAAUGGGGUGGUGUUAGUCUCAAUAUUUUAUUGGAGUUAGUCAAGUUGCUUUGUGAGAUUUAAAAAAGGGUAUACGUAGGUGUCAUGUGAGUGGGGAUAAAUUUAAAGUAUAGUAUAGGGUAAAAGAAGAAUGUGCAUGGCAUGAAGGGUAUUAAAAAAGGGGUAGGCUUAGUGCGUACGUUUCAACUUGAAGUAUUUAGAGAGGAAAAUCAAAUAUUGAAUCAAGCUAGGUCUUGCAUUUCUCAUGAACUGUGGAGUCGUGUUGGGUUUCUAUUGUUGGGGUUGGGAGUUCUUAACUGCCCUUCUUCUCUUCUCCUCCUCCUCUUAUUCAUCAUUCUCUUCUUCUUCCUCCUCAUCUUAAUAUAUAUAUAUAUAUAUUAUUUUCUUUUCUUUUAUACAAAUUUAAUAAUAAAUAAUAAUAUGGAAGGAGUUAGAAAUGAUCAUGAUAAUAAGGGGUUGUUGGAAUGUGCAAGGAAGUGCACUCCACCACCGUUUUUGAUGAAGACUUACAUGUUGGUGGAGGAUCCGGCCACCGACGACGUCGUUUCGUGGAACCGCGAAGGGACGGCGUUUGUGGUGUGGCAGCCGGCGGAGUUUGCCCGUGAUCUGCUGCCAACACUCUUCAAGCACAGCAACUUCUCUAGCUUUGUGCGUCAACUCAAUACUUAUGGCUUUCGUAAAGUUGCAACAAGUAGAUGGGAGUUUUUCAAUGACAAGUUCAAGAAAGGUGAAAGAGAACUGCUGCAUGAGAUUCGGCGAAGAAAAGCUUGGACCAACAAGCAACAACCUAAUGCACCAAACCAAGAUUCUGAUGAAGAUCAAAGGUCCUCAUCAACCUCUUCAUCUUCUGGUUACACCACUCUUGUGGAUGAAAACAAACGACUUAAGAAGGAGAAUGGGGUGUUGAGCUCUGAGCUCACAAGCAUGAAAAGGAAGUGCAAGGAACUGCUUGAUUUGGUUGCCAAAUAUUCAUCACAUGCAAAGGAGAAGGAAGAAGAUGAAAGGCCAAAGCUGUUUGGGGUGAGACUUGAUGUUCAAGGAGGGAGAGAGAUGAAGAGGAAUAGAACUGAGAUGAGUGAAAGCGCAAGCAUUAUGCUGUCUCAGUCAUGCAAAUAGACAUGCAUGCAGCAUAUAAAUAGAAGCUUAUAUAUAGCUACUAAAAAUGUAAUAAUCAAAUAUCUGGAAAAUCAUAUAUUUGAUUAAUUAGAUAGGCUUGCAAAGAGUAUUUUCCCCCAGUGUUGUAGCUAGCUAUAGUUACUUUGAAGAUCAUAUUUGGUGCAACAAGGAACUAAUAAUAAAGACACCUCAAGCACAGUGCUGUAAUUAUGUAAUGUGAUUUAGGAUCAUGCAAUCGAUACACAAUUGAAA